Molecule: messenger RNA, 4485 nt
Organism: Carcharodon carcharias (great white shark)
Lineage: Eukaryota; Metazoa; Chordata; Chondrichthyes; Lamniformes; Lamnidae
Product: annexin A7-like
Exons: 13
Coding region: 118-1941 (607 amino acids)
Cellular component (GO): cytoplasm
Molecular function (GO): calcium ion binding; calcium-dependent phospholipid binding
Source: RefSeq, a predicted model, not a curated record
CCGGGCUGUGAUUGGCCCCUGGCUGGGAGGCUGGGCUGUGAUUGGCGCAGGCCUGUGGGGGUGUUGUUGACUCUGAAGUCGGAAGCGCCCUUCGUCUUGGAGCCGGUGAAGAGCAGAAUGUCGUACCCUGGUUACCCCAUGUCUGGUUACCCUGCCUACCCGCAAUCAGGUGGACAAUCUGGAUAUCCACAAGCUGGUGGACAGUACCCCUACCCUGGUGGUGCAGGCGGGGCCUAUCCCCCGGGUGCAGGCGGGGCUUAUCCCCAGGCUCCGGGUGCAGGAGGGGCCUACCCCCAGGCUCCGGGUGCAGGAGGGGCCUACCCCCAGGCUCCAGGUGCAGGAGGGGCCUACCCCCAGGCUCCGGGUGCAGGAGGGGCCUACCCCCAGGCUCCGGGUGCAGGAGGGGCCUACCCCCAGGCUCCGGGUGCAGGAGGGGCCUACCCCCAGGCUCCGGGUGCAGGAGGGGCCUACCCCCAGGCUCCAGGUGCAGGAGGGGCCUACCCCCAGGCUCCAGGUGCAGGAGGGGCCUACCCCCAAGCUCCGGGUGCAGGUGGGGCCUACCCCCAGGCUCCGGGUGCAGGCGGGGCCUACCCCCAGGCUCCGGGUGCGGGAGGGGCCUACCCCCAGCCACCAGCUGGAGGCUAUGCCCAGGGACCUGGCUGCCCUUAUCAGGCUGGUGGGGGUACUUACCCAGCAUCUGCAGGGGGUUACCCUGCACCCCAAGGUAACCAGUCCGGAUGGGGAGCUGGUGGCUCAGGAUAUCCAUCGUAUCCCACAGGUCCGGGUGCCCCUGGUUCUGCCCCUGGUUAUGGAGCCCCUGGUUAUGGAGCCCCUGGUUAUGGAGCCCCUCAGCCCACUGGACAAAACUACUCAGGUGGUGGUGCUCCUCCUCCAGGAGGAUAUCCAUCUGGACCCGCACCAGGUUCUACUGGCCCACAGCCAACCCCUGCACAGCCUUCAAUGCCGAACAUUGGAGGCCUCUCAAUCGGAGGCGCAACACAGGGCACCAUCAAACCUGUCGCCAACUUCAACGCACAGAAUGAUGCUGAGAUUCUACGGCAAGCCAUGAAGGGAGCUGGGACCAAUGAACAAGCAAUAAUUGACGUGGUCUCCAACCGCUCAAAUGAGCAAAGACAGAAGAUCAAAUUGGCUUUCAAGACCCUCUAUGGCAAGGAUUUGAUCAAAGACCUGAAAUCAGAACUCAGUGGAAACAUGGAGGAAAUCAUUCUUGCCCUCUUCAAGCCCACCACCUACUAUGAUGCUUGGAGUCUGAGGAAAGCAAUGGAGGGAGCUGGAACACAAGAUCGGGUUCUGAUUGAGAUCCUCUGCACCAGGAAUAACCAGGAGAUCCGAGACAUUGUACGCUGUUAUAAGGAGGAGCUGGGGCGAGAUUUGGAGAAGGAUUUGACGAAGGACACAAGUGGCCACUUCAAGAGAUUGCUCAUCUCCAUGUCUCAGGGCAAUCGCGAUGAGAAUCAGACAGUGGACAUGCAGAAAGCGACCAUGGAUGCAGAGAGAUUGUUCCGUGCGGGGGAAGGGAAGCUUGGCACAGACGAGUCGGCCUUCAACAUGAUCCUAGCCACCCGCAGUUUCCCCCAGCUCAAGGCCACUAUUCACGAAUACGGCAGGUUAGCGAACCGAGAGCUGCUGAAAUCCAUUGACAGGGAGUUUUCAGGAGACGUGCGUGAUGGAAUGUUGGCCAUUGUGCAAUGUGUGGUCAAUCGCCCGGCAUUCUUUGCUGAAAAGCUUUAUCAUUCCAUGAAAGGACUUGGCACCAGUGACUCUACCCUCAUCCGAGUUAUUGUCACUCGCAGUGAGAUUGACCUUGUUCAGAUCAAGCAGGCGUUUUGGGAGAAGUACCAAAAGGGUUUGCGUACAAUGGUGGAGAGUGACACAAGUGGAGACUACAAGCGCAUGUUGCUGUCGAUUAUUGGAAACUAAUUCUAAAACAAAUGCUUCUGGGUAACUUAAUUAGUGCCUCUUAGUAAUUUCACCAAUCUUGAAUUCAUUAAUGGAGGGAGAAAGAGACAAUAUUGCUUUUCUGAUCAUCAUACUCUUUAUAAAUUUAUGCUGUAGUUAAGCAUCAUAUCUGCAGAAAGUAGCAGUUGUGAUGUUGGUUGGAUUGUCUUCUCCAGCCUGGCACUGAAGAGGACAAUCUGCUCAUAGUCACUUUCCUUAAAGGAAAAGAAAAUCCAAGCUUUUGGAAUAAGUUUCCAAAGCGCUUCUUAAAACUUAUUUUGAAGCUAUUAUGCUUUUUACUUUGGGUCAGUAGUGAUGUGGUCAAUGUUCAGAUGAAAGAUGUUGUGUAAUGGUUUGUGCUGUGUAGUGAAAUCAUUCUCUGAAUUAGACGUUUCAGUCGAUUCUGCUUUAUACUUCACAUUGUCUGGAGGCCCAUGUUUUGUUUGUCCUACAAACUGUACGUGGCCCGUCAGUGAGGUGCAGACAAUCUGGAUUUCCAGUUUUUAACAUUUCCCAAUUCCUUACCUUAACUUGCCCUGAGCAUGUCUGGACAUCAGCACCAUCGAGUAGCCUAGAGUUUUCAUUACUACCUCAUCAGUGCUCUCCUCUCAUGAGAUAGAUUUCUGAUCAAUCUGAUCAAUCAUCAUGUUGAAAAGCUUUGUGUGGUCUAAUGUGAAGAAAUAUUGUCUCUGAAUCCUCUAAAAUAAGAGUCUGUUUAAAAAUUGGGAAUAUUUCUGAACAGUGUUUGUAGGACAUUUGUCCCCAGUAGCUGCUGUGUUAUUCUCUCUGUAUAAUCCUGUGUGGUCCAAUAAUUAGAAUGUUUAAAAGAUUGUACUCCCUGCAUUAGUUAAUGCAUGAAACCUGUUCCCCCUCAAAACAUGAAGCUGAUCACAGCUCAUUACUGCGGGUUUGGGUACUAAUGGUGGAGAUGAACUCCUUGUGCUGAGGAGGUCCCUUCAGCAGCCUUUGCCCGCACCUCCACUCUCCUCCAUCUUAUCAGGAUUAUGUUUUUCUUUGGCUAAAUUCUGGUAAGUGAUCCUCGGGAGUUGCUCAGAUCUCCACAAGCAACGUGAGUGACAGCAUCCUGGUUCACGUUGCCUGUGUACCCAUGUACCCGUCCUCUGUACCCAUGUACCCGUCCUAUCUACCCAUGCACUGCAUUCUACUCAGCUUGGCAGCAAGGAGCAUGUUAUCAUGUGGACUAUGAUGAAUUGAAGAAUUCUAUAUUAAAGCCAUAUAUUCUUCUGCAACAAUAUAGCUCUAGUUUAUGUAAUACGUGCCUUGUAUAUCAAAUGCAAAUUUAGAUUGUAUUUUAUAUUUCUAGAAUAGACAACAAAGAAUAUAUACUUUGAAUGUGAUUGUAAAUGUGUCCCUUUUACAAUGAAGGUUCAUGGGGGGGAGCUAAAUGAAUGGUGUCCCCACUGGGCCUGAAUAUAACAGUUGCCAUAAAUUGAUAUUUUUCUGUAAGUCUGGAUAUUCAUGGACUGCCAAAACUCACCUGUGAUUUUUCUAAACCUGAUUUCCCUCGGUUUUAAUUUCUUCCGUUCACUUGGUCAGAUUUUGACCUGUCCUGGAGUAAUCCUCUCCCCCACACAGCCUGAGCUUUGGUCAGAUUAAUUUCUGUCCCGCUUCUCACCUCUACCUGGGCCCCCAGAUCAGCUGUCAGUCCUGGGCGGUGUUAAACUGGGAACAAAAACAGAAACAGAAAUACCUGGAAAAACUCAGCAAGUCUGGCAGCAUCGGCGGAGAAGAGCACAGCUGACGUUUUGAGUCCCCACGACCCUUCAGCAGAACCCAGACCUGCUGAGUUUUUCCAGGUAUUUCUGUUUCUGUUUUUGUUUUGGAUUUCCAGCAUCUGCAGUUCUUUGCUUUUAUCUCAGUGUUAAACUGGGAAUGUGCAGUGAUGGAGUCGCACUCCGGGACUGUGUGCUGUGAUCCCGGUGAUGAGCAUCACAGAUAAAACUGAUCGGCAGACACGUUAGGCUUUUAAUAAAGUGACAGUGCUCAGGGAAAACGAGAGUGCUCAUGGCCCAGGAAUUGUUCCUGGGAGCUUGUGGAUGCUCUCUAGGGACCCCUGCUGGAAAGUAUGGCAAGGACAGGAUUUUGCUUGAAUGUGAUGUACCCUGUGGUGGAUCAGCCUGACAGUGGACACUCCCAGGCUGUGAAACUUAAGGCUGAGUCCCUGCAGCAGGGGUGUGGCGAAUUGGCUUCAUCCCAUAAGAGUUGUGGAAUGAUGCAGCCUCUAACUUGCCCUGAACUGUGAGCCACAUUGACCAAGUUGAAAUGUGAGUAACCUGUAAACUCCAACUUAUCAUUGUUCAGAUUUUCUGCUUUACAGUUUAUGUUGCCAAGACUCUCAAUGACGUUUAAAAAUGCCAAUGUUAGUAAAAUGGAAUCACUGUAAAGUGCUCCAGUGAUAGGAAACACUGAGCACCCCUGUGUUUUCUGUUCUAAUGGUGGUUCAAAUUCCCAGUCUAAAGUUUUGCCAAUAGUUAUAUUAAUGAAAUAAAAAUAAAACAUCGAUGA